CUAUUCUGUUGUCACAGGUGAAGAAAGUUAAUGACUAAAGUUCGUGCAUGGAUAAAAAAUUGCAAGACGACUGUUCUUGUUCAGGAAUCAUAAGUCACAUAAAUCAGAGUGAAAACAAAGAGGGCAAAGAUAACAUUUGAAAAUUGUUUUCACUAUCUAUAGAAAAGUUUUCUGUGGUAAAAGUAUGACUCGACACGCUAGAAAUUGUACAGCAGGUGCUGUUUAUACAUAUCAUGAAAAGAAGAAAGAUGCCCAAGCAUCGGGAUAUGGCACAAAUGCCCAAAGAGUUGGAAAGGAUUCAAUUAAGGAUUUUGAUUGUUGUUCUCUCACUUUACAACCUUGUACAAAUCCAGUUGUCACGCCAGAUGGUUACCUGUUUGAUAAAGAAGCAAUAUUGGAAUACAUUAUAACAAAAAAGAAUGAAUACUUCCGAAAAUUGAAGGAGUAUGAAAAGCAGAAACGAAAGGAAAAGACAGAAUUGGCAGAACUGGCAGCAGCAGAAGAACGAUCAAAAUUGAACAACUUUUUGAAGACAGAAAAGAAUAUUGUCAGUGCUCCAGUCAAAGCUUUUAAAUCAGACUCGUUAAAUAUUGAGAAGCCAUCUGUGUCCAACAUGACAGAGGGACGAGACAAACAUCUGCCCAGCUUCUGGAUAGCAUCAAAAACUCCCGAGGCCAAAGAUAAGACUCUGAAAAAACCUGAUAAGACAGUGUACUGCCCUGUGAGUGAAAAGCCACUGAGAGCCAAGGAUUUGAUUGAUAUAAAGCUGAUACCAGUGAAAGAUCCUGAUGACAAAAAGGCAUUGAUUGUGAAACAGAAUCGCUACAUGUGUGCUGUGACGCAUGAUAUCCUUAGCAAUUCAGUCCCCUGUGCAGUUAUUAGAACUACGGGAGAUGUUAUCACAAUGGAUUGCGUGGAGAAGAUCAUCAAGAAGGACUGGACCCAUCCACUUACAGGAGAAAAAUUAAAAGAACGAGAUAUAAUUCCUCUGCAAAGGGGAGGAACAGGGUAUUCUACAACCAACUUGAACUUGGAAGCAAAACACGAACGCCCAGUUCUGCAAGCUUAAAACUAUAAUGUAGAUAAUGGAAAAUAUGAUGUAUAUAAUUGAACAGUUUGUACAUCAGAUGAUGACUGUUUUCUGUUAUUUUGUGCCAUGUAGUCUGGUAGAAAUAUGCGAACAUUUCAGAAGUGUUUGCUGCGUGCAGUGUCUCAUUGAUAAUUGGGGCGGCAAGCACCUCUGAACUGUUGGUCCCAGAAGACAGCCAUCUUCAUACUUGAUGCUGUGAGAACCUGAAAUCUCACAUUGCAUAUAUGUGGGUUCAAGUGUCUUGAGUUACUUCAAUUUAUUACAGAAUAAUUAAUGUAUUUUGCACUUAGCCAGUAAUAUAUAGGUGUAACAGAAGUUUAUUUUCUCAGGAAAUUUUGGAGUUCACUUUGUAAAUUAACUACAUUAAUAUUUUUUUUUGCUUUUAAUGGAACAUUUCAAUUUUUUUUUUGUUAUUAACUUUACUACCAAAUAAAUGAAGUGUGUUACUGUAUACUAAUGUUACACAGCAUGCAACAGAAUAUUGUUUCUGCAGUGUGGAGUUAAUUCAGUAAAAUAUUUGAUAUUAUUUUGCUGUUAACUCUAGUUAUUUUCAUCGGCAUGUAUGAAUCUGGUAAAAAAAAAAAAAAACAUUCAAAAUGUCUUUUGAUGACAGUCUUUA
Zootermopsis nevadensis is the source of this 1709-nucleotide messenger RNA. Its product is annotated as nitric oxide synthase-interacting protein homolog. Gene Ontology annotation, cellular component: nucleus. Gene Ontology annotation, molecular function: ubiquitin protein ligase activity. The record is from RefSeq and is a predicted model, not a curated record. NCBI's taxonomy places the organism in Eukaryota, Metazoa, Arthropoda, Insecta, Blattodea, Termopsidae.